This is a messenger RNA of Erpetoichthys calabaricus (reedfish), 1137 nucleotides long. It is a transcript of the gene calb1, whose product is annotated as calbindin 1. Lineage: Eukaryota; Metazoa; Chordata; Cladistia; Polypteriformes; Polypteridae. Gene Ontology annotation, cellular component: terminal bouton; synapse; dendritic spine. Gene Ontology annotation, biological process: regulation of long-term synaptic potentiation; regulation of presynaptic cytosolic calcium ion concentration. The transcript is spliced from 11 exons. The coding region runs from base 87 to 869 and encodes 260 amino acids. Gene Ontology annotation, molecular function: calcium ion binding. The record is from RefSeq and is a predicted model, not a curated record.
CAGAAGCGAUUUCAUCAAAGUGCUCGAGUCUCAGCAUCGGCACUUAGCGAGUCCUUCGAGGAAAGACACACACACAGACAGACAGCAUGGCAAACGCUCACCUGCAAGGAGUCGAGAUCUCCGCAACUCAGUUUCUGGAUAUCUGGCGUCAUUAUGACAAUGAUGGAAAUGGAUAUAUUGAAGGGAAAGAACUGCAGAAUUUCAUCGAGGAGCUGCAGCAAGCUCGCAAACAAGCAGGACUGGAACUGACAGAGAAAAUGAAGGCUUUUGUGGAAGAGUAUGGACAGAAUGCUGAUGGCAAGAUUGGAAUUGCAGAGCUUGUUCAAAUUUUGCCCACUGAAGAAAACUUCCUGUUAUUCUUCCGACAGCAGUUGAAAUCUUGUACAGAAUUCAUGCAGACCUGGAGGAGAUAUGAUGCUGAUCAUAGUGGGUACAUUGAAGCCGAGGAACUUAAGAGUUUUCUGAAAGAUCUACUCCAGAAAGCCAAAAAAUCAUAUGACGACAAAAAGUUAGAAGAAUACACAGAGACAACGCUAAAGAUAUUUGAUUCUAACAAUGAUGGGAAACUGUGUUUGGCAGAAAUGGCAAGACUGUUGCCUGAAAAUGAGAAUUUUUUGUUAAAAUUCCAGCAUGUGAAAAUGCCAGCAAAGGAGUUCAAUAAAAUUUUUGAGCUAUAUGAUCAAGAUGGCAACGGUUACAUGGAUGAGAAUGAACUGGAUGCACUUCUUAAAGAUUUAUGUGAAAAGAACCAGAAGGUUUUGGAUAUAAAAAAUAUUUCAACAUACAAAAAUGCCAUUAUGGCAUUAUCUGAUGGAGGCAAACUCUAUAGAACAGAGCUGGCACUGGUUCUUUGUGCAGAGGAAAACUGAGAGAAAUCCUCUUCUUUACAACUAUCUCCAUGCACUAGUGAUCUGUGUAAAGAUUCUCUCCUAACUCCCAAGGGUGUAGGAUGUAUUUUUUUUUAAAUCUGUAAACCGAACUGACAGCAUAUGCAGGAAAUAAAUCACUGGGAUAUGUGGGACAUACUUUGCAAUCUGUUGUUUCUAUACUGUUUGUAAUGUACAGCUUUUUGUAAUUAUUGAAAUAACUAUAAUAAUAAAGGUUAUAUCCCUUUUACUACAUUAUAUUCCAUAAAAA